Indicator indicator is the source of this 523-nucleotide messenger RNA. RefSeq names its product ankyrin repeat domain 37 (gene ANKRD37). The record is from RefSeq and is a predicted model, not a curated record. The transcript has 4 exons. The coding region runs from base 1 to 510 and encodes 169 amino acids. Gene Ontology annotation, molecular function: protein binding. Lineage: Eukaryota; Metazoa; Chordata; Aves; Piciformes; Indicatoridae.
AUGUUGGUGCCGGAUUGCAGUUCAGAGUCUGGUGGCUUCAGCAAUCUGUUUGAGGCAGGAACCAGUGUGAAUGCACCUGAGGAUGCCUUUGGUCAGUCGCCAGCUCAUUUGGCUGCUUGUGGGGGUGAAGCUUUUUUCCUACUUUGGCAACUGCAGACAGGAGCAAAUUUGAACCAACAGGAUUGCCUUGGAGAAGCCCCGAUUCAUAAAGCAGCUAAAGUUGGGAGUUUGGAAUGUCUUGCUGUUCUUGUUGCUGGUGAUGCCAAAAUUGACUUGUGCAACAACAGUGGACAAACAGCAGCAGACCUUGCACUGGCCUGUGGCUUUCUGGAAUGUGCCAAGUUCCUCAUAACAACUCAGCACACACAGACAAUGAAACUGAGAGGAGAGUCUGGGGACUCCCUAAGUGAUAGACAUGGCUUGCUGAGAGAAGAUCCUGCUGGACUGAAACAAGGAAGUGAAAGCAGCAGAUCUGUAAGUAGGAAGAGGAGAAGAUCAGAUGGUGUGUAAUAGUGUUGGUUUA